Botrytis fragariae is the source of this 3606-nucleotide messenger RNA. RefSeq names its product putative chitin synthase 4 protein. The record is from RefSeq and is a predicted model, not a curated record. NCBI's taxonomy places the organism in Eukaryota, Fungi, Ascomycota, Leotiomycetes, Helotiales, Sclerotiniaceae. Bases 1 to 3606 code for a protein of 1201 amino acids. Gene Ontology annotation, molecular function: chitin synthase activity. The transcript has 3 exons. Gene Ontology annotation, cellular component: cell septum; cell periphery.
AUGUCUCCUCCGAGGCGACCUGAUCAUAGUGAAUCACAUAGAUCUCACCACUAUCGAAAUAAUUCGCGGCGCGCACAAGUUCAAGAUGAAGAAACUGUCUAUUAUACUCUCCCCCCAGCUUCGCCUACACAUGAAACUCGACCUUCGAAAUCUUCCUUUGCGGAUACAGCAUCAUCUCCACUGACUCCAACAAUGUCUCGUGAACCAAUCUCACCAUCGCGAAAUACAACACCUGCGACUGCGAUGUCGAGGAAGCGAAGUCUUAUUCGCCCAGAACGUAAUAGGAUAGAUGAAAACCAUCCCAACUAUCACUAUCGCCAACAUGCCGCCAAUAUGGAUACCCAACCUUCAACGACAGGCAACGAUCCCAUAAUGGAGGAUAUCGAGGCAGAUGCUGCGAAUACAGAGACUUCGGGGCUUCGAUCAUCGGGGGAAGCGGAAUCUGAUAUUGCGCCACCCGCAAGACGAACCACACGCGGCCAUGGAGCUGGACCAGAAGACCUCGCCUCGAAUGAAAAGGCUGGAUUUGCUUCCAAGUCUCGAGGAGGAAAUAAAUUGAAGAGGGAGAGGGUGCCAAAAAUGUCCAAGGAGGAGAAGGAAAGGCAAAAGGCCCUCGACACUGUUAAACCACCUAGUCUUUGGAAUGUUUAUUGCGCCAUUGUAACCUUCUGGUGUCCAGGGUUUGUUCUCAAGUGUUUCGGCUUCCGUUCUAAAGCACAACAAAGAGCUUGGAGAGAAAAGAUGGGAUUGAUCAGCAUUAUUCUCUCUAUCAUGGCAUUUGUAGGAUUCUUGACAUUUGGAUUUACCGCAACAGUGUGUGGGACGGGCUCAGGUCUACGAUUACAAGUCAACCAUGUGGAUUCUGGAUAUAUGAUCUUCCACGGUAACGCGUAUGAUCUUUCAAAAUCAGAACAUCCCGCUGCAACAGGCAUCACAGAUGGGGCAAACGUUCUGUAUGAUUUGCCCCAAAAGUAUGGGGGUAUGGACGGAAGUUUCUUGUUCCAGAAUGUCAAUGGCAAAUGCAAAGGUUUAAUCACUUUAGCUGAUGGAUCGGACGUUCCAACCAAUUCUGACAAGGAUCUUGCAUGGUACUUUCCUUGUCAUGCAUUCAAUCAAGAUGGUUCAAGCUCUCCAAAUGAGACAAUCGGUGCCUAUUUUGGGUACGCGUGCCAUUUGCAGGCAGAUGCUCGCUCAUCGUUUUACGGACUCAAUAGUGCUGGAGCUGUCUAUUUUACCUGGGAUGACAUCAAAAAUUCUUCAAGAAACCUUAUGGUUUACUCUGGCAACGUUCUUGACCUAGACCUUCUGAAAUGGUUCAACACUACUCAAGUUUCCGUUCCAUCCAGGUUUACCACCCUUGCCGAUAACACUUCCGCCGCCAACGCCGCUGUACGCGGUAGGGAUGUUACACACGCCUUCCAAUCUUCAGAGGACAGGAAGAUUGCUCAAUGUCUUGAGCAGAUCAUUAAAGUUGGAAGUGUUGAUACCGAAACUGUUGGGUGUAUCGCUUCCAAAGUAGUUCUUUACGUCUCUUUGGCCUUCAUUCUUGCCAUUGUUCUGGUUAAGUUCGUCUUAGCUUUGAUAUUCCAAUGGUUCAUUGCCUCGAAAUACGCCGCAUCAAAGACUUCUCAAUCAUCCGACCCCAAGAAGCGUCAGCAACAGAUCGAGGAAUGGUCCGAUGACAUCUACCGGGCUCCUCCAAGAAUGGCCGGUGAUAUUGGUAGCUCCGCUGCGGGAUCUGGAUCUGAUAAGACGAGCAAACGAACCAGUGUGUUCUUGCCAACGACGUCUCGUUUCUCGAAUCCUUAUGCCGCUGCUGAUCGAUCAUCUCGCGUUGGACGCCCUCAACCUACAACCAUGGCAAGUCAAGCCUCAACAGCUCAGUUGAUCCCCCCAAACCCUAUGUUCCGAAAUCAAAACAAUAGCCGAAACAGCCUUUUGCGAACUGAUAAUUCAAAUGAUCUGGAUGGGCCCGGUCCUACCAGCUUCAUUCAUGAUCUAGUAGUUCCUCAACCACCAAAAGAAUGGGAACCAUACGGCUUCCCUCUGGCUCAUGCAAUUCUUCUCGUGACUGCCUAUUCUGAAGGUGAACUUGGUAUUCGGACGACCCUUGACUCUAUCGCUACGACUGAUUAUCCUAAUAGUCACAAAACUAUUCUGGUUAUCUGUGAUGGUAUUAUUAAGGGUGAAGGUGAACCAAAGUCAACACCAGAAGUUGUUCUUGGCAUGAUGAAAGAUUUUGUCACUCCUGUUGAAGAAGUUCCUGCAUUCUCUUACGUAGCGGUCGAAAGAGGAUCGAAGAGACACAACAUGGCCAAAGUGUACGCUGGUUUCUACGAUUACGGUGCUGAUUCUACUAUCAACGUAAAUAGACAACUCCGAGUUCCAAUGGUGUGUAUCGUCAAGUGUGGUACUCCUGAUGAAGCUACACACCGCAAACCUGGAAACAGAGGCAAGCGUGACAGUCAAAUUAUCUUGAUGUCUUUCUUACAAAAAGUCAUGUUUGAUGAACGUAUGACUGAACUCGAGUUUGAAAUCUUCAAUGGAUUCUAUCAAAUCAGUGGCAUCUUCCCGGAUAUGUAUGAGGUUGUUCUUAUGGUUGAUGCAGAUACAAAGGUUUUCCCUGACAGUUUAACACACAUGGUAUCGGCAAUGGUUAAAGAUCCUGAGAUUAUGGGACUUUGCGGAGAGACCAAGAUUGCGAACAAACGUGCCAGUUUCACAACUGCGAUACAAGUUUUCGAAUACUUCAUUUCUCAUCACUCUGUCAAAUCCUUCGAAUCGAUUUUCGGUGGUGUUACUUGUCUUCCCGGUUGUUUCUCCAUGUAUAGAAUCAAGGCUCCAAAGGGCGGUAACUAUUGGGUUCCUAUCUUGGCCAAUCCUGAUGUCGUCGAACAUUAUUCCGAUAACGUAGUAGACACGCUGCAUAAGAAGAACUUGCUACUUUUGGGAGAGGAUCGAUACCUCUCAACACUCAUGCUUCGAACAUUCCCCAAGCGCAAACAAGUAUUUGUCCACAAGCUACGUAGAUGGAUCAACAGUACCGUCCACAAUUUGAUGGAAUUGGUUUUGGUCAGAGAUCUUUGCGGUACUUUCUGCUUCAGUAUGCAGUUUGUCGUCUUUAUUGAUCUCGUCAGUACUCUGGUUCUUCCAGCCGCUAUUGCCUUCACAAUUUACGUCGUAAUCAUUUCGAUUAUUCGUCGCCCUGUCCAAAUCAUUCCGCUCGUACUCUUAGGAUUGAUCCUUGGUCUACCAGCAGUUUUGAUUGUUAUAACAGCUCAUCGUUGGGUCUAUGUUCUUUGGAUGAUGAUUUAUCUUGUCUCGUUGCCAAUUUGGAAUUUCUUACUCCCAGCAUACGCCUUUUGGAAAUUCGAUGAUUUCUCCUGGGGAGAUACUCGUAAGACAGCGGGUGAAAAGACUAAGAAGGCGGGUAUCGAAUACGAGGGAGAAUUCGAUAGUUCAAAGAUUACCAUGAAGCGAUGGAAAGAAUUUGAGAGAGAAAGAAUCUUAAGGAGUAACCCAAGUUGGGUCAAUUCAAAUACUUCGUUGAAUAAGGAAAAUCAUCGUUGGCAGCAACAUCAAUAUGAUGAUUAUGCGGAUAGUUGA